This is a messenger RNA of Protopolystoma xenopodis, 519 nucleotides long. Lineage: Eukaryota; Metazoa; Platyhelminthes; Monogenea; Polystomatidea; Polystomatidae. The record is from the annotation of a GenBank genome assembly.
CAUUCUCGCUCCAAUCACCGCAAGUCGAAUGUCACUCCGGCGACAUCGGCGACCAGAAUAGCCCUUUCAGAGUUUUUGGUACUCCUCUUCGUAGGGGCUGAGCUGCCUUCAUCGCACAAUUCGGCAAAUGUACUGACGCCUUCUCAGAGCAUCGGAUCUAAAAAGGACCACCAGUCGAUCUAUGAACCACUUCCCGGCUCCGUUUACUCCGAUUCAUUUGAGGCAGUCAAAGGUUUGAGCUGCACCAAAGCGAAUGAUCAGCUUCAGACGCACUUCUUGGUGGCCAAUCUUGACUCAAUUCACGCAAUGUUGUCCACAGAAAAAAGCUCUUCGGUGACUGGUCGUCUUCCCUUGUUCAUAAGUCGAGAAGAGGGUUUCGGAUAUUUGAAGGUCAGCGUGACCAUCAUCCCCAGUUUGCCAAAUAGCACAGUUAUGUUUGGAGACGCCUAUGCUGCAACGGGUAUGUCAGCACAAUCUGGCUGCAGAAAUACUUUCUAUGCGAAAAUGAAUGAUGAUUAA